AUGAAUCUUUCCAUUGUAUGCUUUUUUUUGUUGUUGUUGAAUACUUCAAUUUACAAUUUUGGUAUCUGAAAGUUAGCAAAUAUCGAAAAUUGUCGAAAAACCUUAAUAAUGACUGCUUUUAGCUAUGGUGACAUAUUCAGAUCCUACUUUUGCUAUGAUAAGAUCAAGAAUUGAAAACAUAGAAGAAAUUCAAAGAAAGAUUUUCAAAUGCUUACAUGAAUCAGAAGCUCAGCUACAGCAGAUAUCCCUACUGUACGCAGACAAGGAUGCCCCGUCAGAUACAUGCAUCCUUACCCACCAACAAAAGAUUCGUGUUGUAGCCAAGCAUCAUGGAUGGCAGUGGUUAUUAGGUCGAGCUAAUGUUAAUGAUAAAAUAAUAGGACCAGGCAAGCAGAUAGAAAUCAGCGUGAUGUUUGAUGAUAUUCUGGUUGAGAAGACUGUUUCUCAGAAUGAGGUCAUAGACGUCCACGGCUACAAGAUAAUAGACCUUGAGAUAGGAAUGAAAGUGUUAGCGGAAUAUAAUCACAACGAUGCUCCUGGUGUCUACUAUACUGCUUCUGUUGCUGAGAUUCCUGAAGAACAAAAUAGAUAUAGAUAUUUACUCCUAUUUGAUGACGGAACGGCCGGCUACGUAAUCGGAGAUCAGUGUUUUAUAUGUCCAGACCAAUCCUUUAUUAGCAGCGUAAACCCUGUCCACAAGCGCUUCAUCCAGUACUACAACAGAAUGUACCAAGAAGGGGGAUUCAAAAUACUGGAUCUUAGUUUACAAAGUACGAUAUUGACAGAAAUCAACGGCCAGUGGAGAGCCUUGUCCUAUUAACUUCACUGACUGCAAUAUCGCUAAUGUCCAGGUAUCACCAGACCAGGCAGAGUUUAUCUACUGCGGCUCCCCCAGAUUCGCUCCAAUCUACCAUCGACUCAAAGCACACCUCAUCGUUUAACCCCCCGCUCAGCGAUAUCACCCUACCGAUAUAUUUUCCUACUCAGAAAACAUGUGAAGCUGAGCUGAGUAGCGUCAGAAAAUUCCUGAGAUUGCUAAUAUAGGAUAUCACUGGUCACGUGAGAUGAAGUUUUAGACAACAGUUACGCCAGGGUACUCAUCAACUAUCUCGCGCUAACAACGUACUCAGUUCCAACUUUUGACGUGGCUUAAGGUGGUGCUAGUUAGAGUUGUUAAUCUUGCUAGGAUGAAAAAAACUCAGGGAUCUCUCUCACUCUCUACUGUUACACCCACUGAGAGAUUAAAGUUUUGCUAAGCCGGUGAUGUUUAGAGAAAACCGCCGUAUUGAAUGUUGAGGCUCAAGUUCAGUGUUGAUGUAAUGACUAACUCUAAUAACACAGCGGCAUGGCACUCAACUAAGGAGUUUUAUUCUUUUAUUAAACCCGGCUGGGGCUUUUUUACACACAUCCCCCCAUCAUGUACAAACAUAAAGGAAGUGCUCUCGACUCCAGACUAGCGCACACCCCAACAUCAAAUGUUGCUUAAUGUGAUUCCUGAUGACAUAACCUCGUUACCUCCAGAUGCAGCAGAACAAUGUUAUUGAGAGAGAGAGAGUGGGGCUAGCUAGCGGCUCUGGUGUUCAGUUGUACAGUACACGGGGAAAGAGCAGUGUUGUGCGCCCCUGUAUGUGGUUGAGUAAGUGAGCAAUCGGCACUGUAUCGUGAGGGCAAGGACGCUGCUCCUGCAUUGUUCCCAGUGUGAUGCGAACAAUAGCACCUGAUUGUAGCGAGCAGAUGUAAUAAAAGGGCAGCCGUGCUCAGUCCGCUGUCUCUGCAAAUAGACACAAGGUCUCACCUCUUACAUUCUCUCUUGACAACAACAAAAUGAGUCAUCUUAGUUGAUGGAGUGUAAUCGAUAAGUCACGUGGUGUUGUACGUGCUUUUGAGAAGAUCAAGAGAGCUAAGAAUAUCAGUGUACGAUGAGUCUUACAACAAGUGGAUACCUUACUACCUUAGCUUUUACCGAGAUGGGGACACUCAUUUUAUUUUAUCAGGGUAUAUUAUUAAUCGUCAUCAAUUUAUCAAUUUGUAGUAUGAGUAUUGUGAAAGGUUUUGUCCUUGUGACUGGUGAGAUCAAGGAAGUUCGCACAUGAACAAUAUCUUGAGUUAGAGUGCUAAUGAAAAAAUACUUGAUAUUGAAGUGGAUUUUGCGAUUAUUUACAACCGGUACGCACAUAUUUUUGAAAUUAUGUGUCUAUUUUUGUUCCAAAGUUAAAACGUUAUGCCGUUUGUUGGUGUAUCAUGUGUGGAAUGUUUCAAAGAACCUUAAAUUCCGUAUCCCGGAUUUUCCAAAUCGUUGGAAGAAGAUAACAGAUGUCUUGUAACCGCGAUAAGACUGACCGGGUUUAUAGUGUAUACUACAACUGUAGUAAAUACUAAAUAGUUUUGUGAAAAUCGUCCCGAAAUAUUUGUCAUAUUUGUACUCAGGGAGUUUAAGAUUUGAGAUUUAAGAUACAUUAUUUAAGUUUUAAAAGCCGGGUAUUGAAUUAGAUGCUACUCGAUAAAACUACCUUUUGUAAGUAUGUAUAGAGUAUAGAUGUAACUAUUAGAAUAGCGCUUGGCUGAUAGCGAUUAUUCGAGGCCUCUUCUAAGAAAAGGCCUCGUCGUUAUUAGAACUUUAAGUUAUUGAAGUAUCGGCAUCACUUUUGAUAUGAGAGAACUCACCAUUUUUAGCAUCCCAAUCGAGAUAUAUUUUGUUUUUUUCUGUUUGUUUUAUUUUUCUUCUUUACUAUUUCUGUUAACAAAGACAUUUUCGCCAAAUAAAUUCGACUAUUUUUUAAUAUCAAUAAUACUGCCUUUUUAAUCAUUAUCUACGUGUCGUGUUUGUGUGUCCAGAAACGAUAUUAUUCGUCUACUUAUAAUUUUGUUAGUUACGAAAGGUACAGAGGUUGUAUGGUUAAUAAGUUUCAAUUGUGAUAUCUUAUUGAAGUUAUUAAACUA
Bolinopsis microptera is the source of this 2940-nucleotide messenger RNA. RefSeq names its product histone-lysine N-methyltransferase SETDB1-like. The transcript has 7 exons. Lineage: Eukaryota; Metazoa; Ctenophora; Tentaculata; Lobata; Bolinopsidae. Bases 125 to 820 code for a protein of 231 amino acids. The record is from RefSeq and is a predicted model, not a curated record.